AUGCCCGACCUGUCGCAAAACAUCAGCGUGCGCAUCCUCAAGGCCGCCGAGGCCGGCCGCUACGGCGUCCCCGGCGUGGUAUGCUACAACCUCGAAGCCAUCAUCGCAUGCCGCAAGGCCGCCGAGGCGAAGAACUCGCCGUGCCAGAUCCUCCUGUUCCCCUGGGCGCAGGAAUACGCCGACGACAACCUGGUGAACCUGGCCGCGGACGUGUGCCGCAGCGCCACCGUGCCCAUGUCGCUGCACCUGGACCACGCGCAGAGCGAGGCGGCCAUCAAGCGCGCCGCCCACACGGGCAAGUUCGACAGCAUCAUGGUCGACAUGUCGCACUACGAAAAGGCGGAGAACCUGGCGCGCACAAAGGAGCUGGUCACCUACUGCCACGGGUUGGGGAUCGCGACCGAGGCCGAACCGGGGCGCAUCAACGGCGGCGAGGCCGGCGUGCAGGACACGGGCGAUCUCGAGGGCAUCCUGACCACGCCCGACGAGGCGCUGCAGUUCAUCGACACGGGGAUCGACUUUCUGGCGCCGGCCAUCGGGAACGUCCACGGGCCCUAUAAUGGCGUGGAAAACAUCCAUUUGGACUUUCCCAGGCUGGCGUCCAUCCAGGAGGCCGCCAAGGGGAGGGUCACCCUCGUGAUGCACGGGACCAACGAGUUCACGGCCGACAUCUUCAAGCAGUGCGUGGCGGCGGGGAUGACCAGGUUAAACGUCAACCAGAUCGUCUUGUGGAAGUACGAGGACUACGCGAAAGAGAAGGCUGGGCGCACACCGUUGACAGAAUUCAUGGAGGAAGGAACAAGAUUGAUCCAGGAGAGGAUCGAGUGGAUGAUGGAUAACAUCGGCAGCACGGGCAAGGCCGGCGAUGUCCAGAAAGGAGAUAGCAGAUGGUGA
Cladophialophora yegresii CBS 114405 is the source of this 894-nucleotide messenger RNA. RefSeq names its product tagatose 1,6-diphosphate aldolase. The transcript has a single exon. The coding region runs from base 1 to 894 and encodes 297 amino acids. The record is from RefSeq and is a predicted model, not a curated record. Gene Ontology annotation, molecular function: aldehyde-lyase activity; zinc ion binding. Lineage: Eukaryota; Fungi; Ascomycota; Eurotiomycetes; Chaetothyriales; Herpotrichiellaceae. Gene Ontology annotation, biological process: carbohydrate metabolic process.